Molecule: messenger RNA, 195 nt
Organism: Ilex paraguariensis (yerba mate)
Lineage: Eukaryota; Viridiplantae; Streptophyta; Magnoliopsida; Aquifoliales; Aquifoliaceae
Source: the annotation of a GenBank genome assembly
AUGACUGGGAUGAUAUUUGGCAAAGAUAGGGCAACUAGUAAGAAUGUGCAGGGUCUUGAGGAGUUGGUCGAUGAUAGUUCAUAUGCAUGUGAUCCCUCUGUUGAAGACAACAUCGUGCCAAUGCACACCAACAUGAGGAUGGAUGAUGCUAGAGGCUCACAAAGUGUAACACUAAGCAACAUUGACGAUGUCAAU